Molecule: messenger RNA, 648 nt
Organism: Trichophyton benhamiae CBS 112371
Lineage: Eukaryota; Fungi; Ascomycota; Eurotiomycetes; Onygenales; Arthrodermataceae
Exons: 3
Coding region: 1-648 (215 amino acids)
Source: RefSeq, a predicted model, not a curated record
AUGCUUCUUGCGAGCGAGCGAGCUGCAGGUCGGUGGUGGAUGUCGUUUUUCGGCGAGCAGGACUGGUGGCGAGAGGACAAGCAGCGAGAGACGGUCGGGGGGAAGGUCUGGGCAGGCAGAGGAGGCUCUCAGCGUCUCCGUGAUGCGGCCACUGCUUCUCUGGCACUUGUAUCUGCGGCUCCUACUUGUCUUCUCGAGGUCAAACGAGCGUCUUCUGCGGUGUCUUUUCUUCUUCCUCCUCCUCGUCGUCUUUCUUUGAUGCUCAAGGAGGCUUUAGAAGUUCUGGAAAGGCUUGGAGAAGCCAACGGCCAACAAGGAGCUCUCUCUCUCUCCGCAAUUGGACGCGUCUCGAGAGUGGCCGGGCCAUGUACUCCGAUGGCUUGCUCCCUAGUCAGCGAUCAAGGAGGCGCUGCAUCGCCGGAACAGCCAGCAGCUUCGACGAAGAGCCGACUACUUGACUGGCGCGCCCGUUGCCAGUCGUCAGAUAAGACAUACGUCUGGGAGAGAAAGUCGAGCAGCGAGCAGGCAGACAAGCGAGCAGGCGACUCUCUGGCUUUCAUCCAUCGGUGGCUGAGUACCACAGAUGACGAUGUCUCUGCUGCAUGGAAACCGGGAAAGCAGGGUCUGUCAGAAGCAUCUGCAGCAUGA